GUUUCCUCAGUGCUGUGCUGUGCUGUAGUGUAGAGGGGCUGUUCCCUCAGCAGAUCCCAGCUCAGUCAGUCCAGAGCAGCGGCGGGGAUGAGCGCUGUGGAAUAGGCGCCAACGCAACCACGCAUUUUACAGUGAUGGCCUCAGCUGCGCAGCUGUGCCGGUGAUCCUUCCGCUGCACGUAGGGAAGAAGCAGAGACGCCUUGACAACCGACCUACCUUCCUCUCUCUCAAAAAAAAGAAAAGGCUGAGAGAGGAAAAAAAGAAAAUACCAGCAUAAACAAAUGCGACCAUGUACAGCGUGGAGGACCUCCUCAUCUCUCAUGGAUACAAGCUGCCCAAGCAUACCACCUCCUCCUCUACCCCUAUCCCAACCCCCGCGUCCUCGUCCCGACAAGCUCCCCCGUCCUCACCGCCGUCCUACAGCAAACACCAUGAAAUCUUAGAGAAAAGGCCCGGCCCAAGGACAGUGAACGGCUAUGAAAGAGGGCCUGGGAUGCCCUUUGGGAAUGGUGGAGGAUCCAGGCAGCCCCAAGCGUAUGGCAUCGGCUGUCCCAACAACAACAACGAACCUAGAGAGAGAAGUCUGUCCAGGCGGGAGGGCGAGAGCCGCAACCAAAUGGACACCCACUCCUUGGGAGAGUCGCUGACCUCAGACAGUGGGUUCUGUGAUGGCAACAGAGGUCUUCAGUCGCAUUCCAAGGAUGUGUCCUACUGGAGGAGGAGAGGCCAGGACUUCACUGUGCUACUGGACUAUGCUGAACCCCAUGGAGGGGGCCAGGGGGGUUACGGCAGGCCAGAGGGGUCUCAACAAGCAAGAGGCCAAGAGUUGUCUGCAGAGGAGCGUCAGAGGGCAGCUCAGGAGAGGCAGCGCUGGGCAGCCCAGGCCCAGGCUCAGGUGCAGGCUCAGGCCCAGGUCCAGGCUCAGGCCCGCUCUAGAGAGAGGGAAGCUGCUCUCCAUCAUUGGAGGAUGGCGAGUGAGAGGAAGUGCCAGAGCCUGGGGACAGAUGAGUGGCGUCCAGCCGUCAGCUUUGGUCGCCAGCUGUCACAGAGUGAGGGUGAGCGUUGGGCACAGGAGCAGCAGCGGCUACAUGCCAGGACACCAGAGGGUAUGGUCGUCCACCCAAGGACCAAAGCUAAAUCCCAGUCCCUGCCUCGGAUGCUGCAGCCUGAGAGCCUACAAUAUGUGGACAUAGACUCGUCCGGUCUGGAACUGUACAGGCGUGUCAAUGGCCACCCACUGUCACACCAUGACCUUUACAGGGCACCCCGCUGGCCGGAGAAUGGGAGGCCGGCUAGCGCCAACCAACUCUCAAUGACACCAAAGCCCCGCUUCACCCGACCCCCCAGACCUCCCUCUUAUGAGAUGCACCAGCAGAUCAGGGGAAGCUGUGAGAUGUUGUCUGGGAGAGACUCAGUGAUUUCCCUGGCCAGGGACAGAACGCCACUUCCAAUACCAAGGAUAGGUGACCCUCAACUGGACUAUUAUGCACAGGACUCUGGACCUCCAGGAUACAUCCCUCCCCCAUCUUAUAAAAGAGCUCCUAUAAUGGGGGGAUGCCGGGGAUAUGGUGAAAUUGCUGUUGACUACAGAUACAGAGGGGAUGUGUACCAGCAGAUACAAGUGGCUCCAGAUGGAUCUCAUUGGAUUACCAGACAUCCAGCUGGUUCCUGGCCUGAUCCCCAGAGAGAAAGGAUCAUGUCCAGCCAGAAGCAGAUUUACCCUGUGUAUAUGACCCAGGAGCAUCCCGGUGGAGGGAUCCAAUACAUCCCUUUUGAUGACCCCCGCAUACGCCAUAUUUCCUCAGCCCUGGGUGGCAACUCCCUGACGGACGCCGACAAGAUCCGGCACAUCCGCAACGAGCUUCCCAGCGUCACCGUGUCGGAGCCUGCAUCCAGCGACAGUGCCUUCUUGCCCCCGCCAUUGGGGCCUUUUAUCUCUGCCAAACUGGCGGAUGAUGCUAACCAGACGUCUUCUAGCGACUUCGACAAUGACAAUAACAGGUGGCACAGUGAUUUGCACAAAGAGGCUGUCGAUAACUUCCCAGCAACUGACCAAAAUUGCAACAACAGGUAUCCCAAAAACCAACGUCCUCCUUCAUCUCCCUCUUCAGCCUUCCAAGCCCCAUUAACAAGAAGUUCUUCUCGCCAGGGGUCCAGCUCAGAUAAGUUCUUUGCAGAAACCAUCACCCAAGUGAAGAAAAUUGUCCCAGAUUUGGGGCCAGAGAACACAAAGAGAAGAGUGAGUGAGACAAUCUUCUGCCUUGUGUCUGUCCCUGUUCACACACCAACCAUUAGCAAAGACUUAGCGGCAGAUCAGAACAACAAUGAGACAAUACCAAGCCUGACUGUCACCAGCACAGACACUUUUGCUGUAGGCCUCAAAGAGAGCCCCAACGUGCGGAGCAAGUCAGUGAAUGAGAUGCUCAUAAAACCCCACUACUCUCACUUUCACACCAGCAGCACAUCCUCAAUGAGGAACUACAAGAGGGCUCCUCUAAGGAAGGAGAUAAUAGAUGCCUGGGCACUUCAAGCCAAGGAAGACAAAGAGUUGUGCUAUGCUGGUUCCUGGCCUGGAAACCAGUACCGUAACCAGGAAACCCAGACUGGCUCACCUUUGACGGUUGUGAAAAUUCCAGAACCCCAGAGUCCUCCUGGGGGACAAGAGCCUGUUCAGUCUGUCUCAGACACAACCACAGAUAGUGGUGUGGGGACAGACAGUAGCUCCUCUUAUGGUUACCCCAUGGCAGGCCAGAAAAACCUUCAUCCCUCUAGCAAUAGCGCCUUCUCUCGUCUCAGCCUCAGCCCAACACAGCCGACAUCCCUUCAACCCUCACAACAAGACCCAUUCUCCCCAUCAAAGGCCCGGGAUCAUGAAGAGUUGCCCUCCUCCCCCAGGAAGAGCAGCUCCAGUCCCCUGGAGGAUGCAGAGCAAGUGACCUUUGGUCAGUUUCUCUUGAAGCCAGUAAACCGACGACCCUGUGAUGCCAUUGGUGAAUUGGAAACCAUUAAUAAGGAGAUGGAAGUCACAAUCAGCAAGAGACCCAAUGUGGGUCAGUGCAUUGAAGAUCUAGAUGGGGUGAAUAAGAGAUUAGACCUGUUGAAAUCAGGAGCACAUUUCACUGCUGGUCCAGAACCAGGCAGGGAAGCAAUUAGUCUUCCACCAAUGCACAUAGAAAAACCCAAAAAUAUAAAAGUCAGAUCAAUGUCCUUGGCUUCUACCCCUGAUCUGGACUCCAUGGACAUAAGGAGUGCUUUCUACAGGCCACAGGCCAACAACAUACCACCAACAAAUGAGCUACCCAUACUCUCCAACCCAGGCCCCAGAGACAGUUGCCUCCUGUCAUCACUACCCCCACACAAUGAGCCAAACCAGGUCUAUAGACAGGACAUCCCAGUCCCUCAAGAGUCCUUGCUGAGGGAUGUGGGAUUAACUGUCUACACAGAGACUCCUGGUGGUCCUGGGGAGCCAAUGCAGCGCUCACUCUCAGUCCCAUCUCCACUCGAUCAUAAAGAGCUAAGUCAGUCAGUGCAGCUCUCGUGGGAGAGCAGGACAGCAGUUGUUAAAAAUAGUGGUAGCCCCGAGUACAAUUCAAAUAAAGAUCUUCAAGCUGAGGUGGAGACAGAGAGAAAGGCUAAAUCAGGCCAUGUUCCAUCAUUCAGGGGUGAGGUGAAUUUAAGCAUCUAUAGAACCAGGAGCGAAAACAGCAGGUCACCUCAGAAAGAGGUUUCACCACGUAUCACCAGGCUGACCAGGGAGGUUUCUUUUGUGUUAAAGGAUGGUCAUGGCAAUGGCCGAUAUGCCAACUCUGAGCCUUUGAACUUCAAGAACGAGUCAACCAUGGCGGAUAAGCACCUGGAGAACUUACUGAUACAGGAGAAAGCCAAUUCUUUACCUGCAGAGGACCUCAGCAACCUGUAUGAGGUCAAAUACGCAAAAGGUAUUCCUGAAAAUGAGUCCAUCGAGCAGAGGGCUGCCAGAAUCCUGGGUAUAGCUGUUCCAGUGGAGGCCUUGGGUGUGGCUGACAAACUGUCAGAGGACAACCAGGAGGAUAUGGAUACAACUGUAGUUGAGAAACUACAAAGUCGAGGCAAAGAGACACAGCAGGUGAUAGGAGAGUGUGAGCAAGUCAAAGAUACGCCCUUUUUGGUCCAGGGAGCAGAGAUAGAGGAGGUCAAGGGGAGAGAAUCAGGAGUGGACCACGAAGAAGGAGACAGACAAAAGCACAGCAGCAACCACAGUGAUGGUGAGGACAACGACAAUACUGAGAUUCAGUCUCUGGUAGUACUGGACUUGCCCGAAUUCCCACCUAAUAAGCUUCUACUAUCCCUCCCUGUCAGCCCUGAUGACAAGCUAGCACUUAGCAUGUGCAGUAUAGAGAGGAGAGGGCGAGGUGGAGCAUGCAAACUAAUCGAAUCCUUGCAAGAUAAGCUCAACUCUUCUGCUUCUUCAUCUGUUACAUCAAUUUGCAAGUCAACUCCAGACAGAAUGGCCCGCCUGAAAGAGCUGGACUCAGUGUCUCGAAUAAGACGCCUCAGCCUCAAAGGUACAGAGUCUGGAGGAGAAGUUGAUUAUGAGGAGAGGGAGGGUGACGGAGAGGAGAGUGAAGUUCAGGAAGUGACAAAAGAGGAAGUUGUGGAGCAACGAGAAGAGGAUAAGAAACUGGAGGAAGAAGAAGGGAAUGGGGAGGAGAACCCAAAUGAACAUGAGAAUGCACAUGAAACACAUGACAAGUUGGGAGAUCCUGAAGAAGAUUGUAAACCUAAAGAAGAAGUAAAUGAAGGGAUAUUUGAGGAGGAGCCAAGAAAAGAAGAGAAUGCAGAAGAGAUGAAUGUUGAGAUUGCACUAAAAGUAGAGAAUGAAGGGAGUAAAAAACUAAAUGUUGAAUUAAAAACAGAAGAUCCGUUAGGAGAGGUGGAAUUGAAAAUUGUGGAGAAUAGCAAAGAAAAUCCUUUGGAGAAGGUGAGAGACGAGAAUAAAGCAGAGGUCAGUAGAGCUAAGACAACACAAGCGACUGGGGGUAAAAAGAUUCCCAAACCAAAGCAGCGCACAAGACUGCAGAAGCCUCCUCUGCUUCCUAAACCUCGCAGUGUUCCCAAGAGAGAAAUAACGCUGCCUCUCAGCUUCAGCACUGGGACCUGUGGCCCCUCGAAUUUGGAGGAUGAGGAGAUGCUCUCUGUCUCAGACUCCUACGACCCCAGUCGAGUGGAGAGAGUGUAACCUCUGACUCUGCCUUCACCACUGUGGAAAUCUGUAUUUCUCAAGUUAACAGCUUUUUCCAACAACAAAGGCUUUCAUCUCACCUCAUGGCUUAGUCAGCCGUGACCCCUUCAAUAUUGUUACGCAUUACUUCUCACAGAACUGACUGUCCUGGUGCUGCGAGACCAUUUUUACAGCCAAAUAAAGGCACUGCCUGUGCCAAUUCUCCAGGCCUUUUCAACCUCGACAUCCUUGUCUUUCCAUUUUCUCCACCUCUCCAAUAGUUUAUUUGCUCAAGCAAGCGGACUUCCUCCUUUUUAAGUUUUGCUUUUGGAAAAAUGCAUGUCAUUAUUCCCGUCUGCUCUUGGGCUCCUUCUCGAGCUUGGGUGUUGAAAUAUGAAUGUAAAAGUGCUUCUGCUCAACAAACAAAAAGAAAUGUAACAGAAAAAAAAACAACAGGAAGGCAACAGUAUUGCAUUACAAUCAGUAUUAACCUACACCAAAUGUAAAUAAGAAAGAGUUAUAAGAUUUUAUUAAGAAUAUAAGAUAACAAUUUAAGUCAUAUAAUUGCUGGAGAAAUGUAUAUUUUCUUAUCUGUGUUAAGAAAAGACUAGAUUUUUGGAAGUGUGGUCUUUGUGUGUAUUACUAAUAAUGAAACCCCCUGUUCUUUAUUCUUAUACUUGUGUGAUAGAGAAUGUACUCAGAGAGCCUGGAUUGCAAUGAGAAACACUGUGGUCCUUGAAUAGUUUCACUAAGAGCAAUAUAAUUGUCAUAUACGGGAUAUUUUUGACAUGAUUUGAGUAGUAAGUCUUCAUUUCAAGGAGCUGAUCUCAUUUAAACGUCUGCUUUAAAGCUCUACUGUGUGGUACAAGUGUUAGGUUUGCACUGCUGAGAUUAUUGGCUUUACAUUACCAGUGAGAACCUAAUAAUCUCUUCAAAUACUCAGAGAUUACACUCGGAGGGAUUCAUGUUGUCACCCUCCCCGUUUCUCCGGUGCUGUCAGUAUCAGCAUCAGCAUCAGCAAUCGCAAUGGUUGUGUAUCAGAAACGUGUGAUUUAACAUGUUAUUUCUGUUCAUUCUCAUACUGUUGAAGAAGAAAAAUCUAUAUUUUGUGGCAUUAACAGAAGUCUAUAUUUAACCGUGGAGUUCUCCUUUGUUCACAUCUUAAGUUUAUUUGUGAUUUCAAAAGUGCUUUUUUGCAGGAAAUGAUAAAUGUAGCUAUAUUAAUCGCAGUGUGCCUUGUACACACUGUUUCUGUGAACUUCAUCUGUGUGUAACACGUCCAGUAGUGUCUGUUUACCAAUCAUAAUUUGAACUGGACAUCAGUAAUUCAUUUUUACUUUAAUGAAAACAUUUAGAGUUAUUUUGGCAAUAAUAAUAAUAUUUAGCUGAAGAAGCUUAAUAUUGAUGCUGUACAGAACAUUGAUGUUGGAAUACUAAUCACAGUAUCUGAACAUGUUCAAUAAUGUAAUGUUGACAUAUCAGUGCUUUCGUGUCACUUCACUUAUGGGGUAGCAAUACAAGAAAUUUAAAAACAUACCAAACCAAACUUUAUGCUAUGCAUUGGACAUUUACAUUUACUGGGUUUAAUACCAAAAUUCAAAGCUAAAACUGCAACUUCUGGUUUGCUUGUUUGAACCUGUCACUUUUUGAUCCAGUAUUUGAUGUUGAACCUGUUCGAUCUGGUUGUAGACUUGCAUAGAAGUAGCUGUGACUGGAGUUCUUCAGUGGAAGCUCAGUGCAAAGUUUUGUCUUUGUCCUGUUACCAACCCAGUACCUGUACCUCUGUGUUCCAGGUAAUGUGUUAUCUGGUCAUUCUCGUAGGUCUUUUUGUACUGCAAGUUCUUUGUAACAUGAUAUAGACUAUUGGUGCACAUCAUGCUUUGAUAUUUUCUAUUUUCAUACAGAAGUAUGUACAGCUUCUUUUUGUAUGUGUGGCAUCUUUUUUUUUUCUUUUUUUUUUGUGCAUGAAAUGCGUAAGACGUCACAGAGAGAAGGUGUAUUUGCAUAUAAUUGCAUUUGGUACUGUAUAGUCUAUCCAAUAAACAACUGUUAUAUUUCAUAUAAUGUAUAUUUUAUUUUCAAAAAGUUAUGCUACAUAUUUAAAACAAAAUAAGGUAUUUUUAGAUUAUUGUUAAAAGGGAACUGUUUUUGAAGGCACAAUAUUUGUCUAUAUUUAAAAUGAUCAUUGAGAAUGAUGAUCAUUAAUAAAGACAAGUGUGUGCUAUUGUACAGUACUGCAGACUAUUCAUGAAUAAAAGUCUUUGCAUGAAA
Molecule: messenger RNA, 7471 nt
Organism: Cottoperca gobio
Lineage: Eukaryota; Metazoa; Chordata; Actinopteri; Perciformes; Bovichtidae
Gene: jcada
Product: junctional cadherin 5 associated a
Exons: 5
Coding region: 290-5218 (1642 amino acids)
Biological process (GO): positive regulation of blood vessel endothelial cell proliferation involved in sprouting angiogenesis
Cellular component (GO): ruffle membrane; adherens junction
Source: RefSeq, a predicted model, not a curated record